AUUAGUUUCCUUCAAGUUAUUUGGGAAGUGACUGAGAUUUCAAGCUAAAAUGUUGAUGAAUAGCCUGAGAGGCCUUCUUCAAAUCUCUCCAUGUAAAUCUCUGUGGAGAAGAUUCCAGAUUCCGAUGUCCAUGCCAGUGAGGCCCUGCAGCCUCUACACGUGCACUUAUAAAACCCGGAACCGAGCCUUGCACCCACUCUGGGAGAGCAUGGAUCUGGUUCCAGGGGGCGAUCGCCAGUCACCCAUCAACAUCCGGUGGAGGGACAGUGUCUACGAUCCUGGCUUAAAACCACUCACUAUCUCUUAUGACCCGACCACCUGCCUCCACGUCUGGAAUAAUGGCUAUUCCUUCCUCGUGGAAUUUGAAGAUUCUUCAGAUAAAUCAGUGAUCGAGGGAGGACCCCUGGAACACAACUACCGAUUGAAGCAGUUCCAUUUUCACUGGGGGGCCAUCGAUGCCUGGGGCUCUGAGCAUACUGUGGACAGUAAAUGUUAUCCAGCAGAGCUGCACCUGGUACACUGGAAUGCAGUCAAAUUUGAAAGCUUUGAGGAUGCAGCCCUGGAAGAAAAUGGCUUGGCAGUGAUAGGGGUGUUUUUAAAGCUGGGCAAACAUCAUAAAGGCCUACAGAAAUUGGUGGAUACUUUGCCAUCCAUUAAGCAUAAGGACACCAUUGUGGAGUUUGGGUCCUUCGACCCUUCCUGUCUGAUGCCUGCCUGCCCGGAUUACUGGACCUACUCAGGGUCCCUGACUACCCCGCCGCUCUCUGAGUCCGUCACCUGGAUCAUUAAGAAGCAGCCGGUGGAGGUUGAUCACGACCAGCUUGAGCAGUUUCGGACCCUGCUUUUCACUUCCCAGGGGGAGAAAGAGAAAAGAAUGGUGGACAACUUCCGCCCUCUGCAGCCACUCAUGAACCGCACAGUCCGUUCGUCCUUCCGUCAUGAUUACGUGCUGAAUAUACAAGUGAAACCCACGCCCUCGGCCAGCCAAGCGACCCCCUAAAUGACUCAUAUCAAAGCAGUAUUUUGCUCUUGUACGCACUAGCUUUUAAAAAAUUAACCAGACUAUUCUAAACGCUUGCACUUAUAGCUAAUUUAUAGAUAAGCAUUUCUGGGUACGGCAGUGCUCCCUAGUGAGGAAUGCUCCUGAAUAAACCAAUUCUUGUUUUUAUUGAUGAUAUGCAUCACCUGAAGAGGCCAGCAAGACACAGGUUUCUGUUACAGCAACCUGUUGGUAAUUGUAAUGUCUUCAUGUCGGAUGUUUUGCGCUGUGCUUUUGUGUUUGUCAGUUAGUGGUUCUACAGCGUCAGAAGUAGAAACUAUGAACAAAGUAUUUAACAGUUGGGAAGGCACCUCAGGAGACAGGCCUUCCAGAGACACCUGGGGGCCCAACUGGUGCGUCCUGGCUGAAUGCUGGCCAUGCUGUUAGUUUAUUUAAACUUCAAGGACUUUUUCUGCCUAGAAAGCCUAGGCAGAACAUUUUCAAGAAAAUGCUUACAGUACACCUAGGAUUUAAAAAGGUUUCGGGGUGUAUUUACAGAAAUAUUUUUCAAAAGUAAUAUAUUAGUCUAUAAUGUCUAGUAUUAACUUAUAUUACCUGUAUUCUGUGUCAUAGUAUAUGAUAUUUUCUACCAUGACAGAACUAUCUUGGCUUCCCUUCAAAACUUUCUGAACUUUAUUAGUCAAGGUUCUGUGCAUGGCAGGUGAUCAAUAUGUCUCCCAAUUGAUAGUGGUUUAGAAGACUUUCUGCAGUAAUAGAGAAUACUUGUAGAUUAGGGUAAAAUCUAGAUAAUUCUGUGUAUUUUGAGGAAUCCAUGCCACCAUUGCCUUGUUUGCACGUGUGCUGGAAUGUUUUUAAUUGCCUAUAAGCCUGUGUCAGACUCAUAGUGCAUAAAUUAGCAUUAUUUCUUUCAUUAAUAUCCAGGCAUGUGGUGGCCUGCAAGGUAAAGUUGACAGGAGAUAUUUAACACUACUCAACUGUGCACUGGAAAACAUUAAGAUGGUAAGUUUUCUGUUCAGGUUUCCUCCACUAUUUAAAAGAAGGGUGCUCCUGUUUGGUAGAAUUUGGUAGGGUUAUUUUUGGGGUGUAGGAAUACUCGAUUUUUUUGUCCAUAUAAAUUAAUAGUAAUAGCAUUCCCAGAUUCUACUUCUCACCCCAGUAACCUACCAAAUAGGAAUGUCCUGCUUUUAAAUAGCAAAGGAAACCUCUAGUGUCUAUUACCACAAUUAAAUGAUACAGCCAGUAGGAAAAGAAGACAAAUUUGGGGGGCUAGCUCUGCUCUCAAGAGUAGGGGAGGGUGAAGACAUUUGCUUUCAGAGUGCGUAGCUUCUCCAAAACAGAGGCACCCCAGGAAAUGAAUAAAAUUAUUAAAAAGAUAAAUGUGGGGACGUUUAUGUUAAUUUCAUGUAAGUGGUGUAUCUCAUACCACAGGUAGAGGCUAAGCACACAAGAGCUGCAUUUUCCCUGGCACACAGGCUUCCCUCUAGGUCUCUUGCAAACUCUUAGUGCAAAGUUCUGUUGCAGUGAGACUUGCAAAUUGGAGAGCUUACCGGAGACACCCUCCUUGCCUGAACAGCUUCGAGAUACACAGGCUGUAUUCACAGGUGUGCUCCGGUUGGCUUCCCCUGACUGACUCAGAUCAGGUACUCUGAUGUAAUUAUUAAUAGUACCCCAUUAACUCCGAGCCAUGUCCUAGGCUGCAUGGUAAAUUCUUGGUCACAUUCCCUGCAGAGUUAUGGAAACUGCCUUGGGGUUUUCCUCAAUGACUUAGUCAUAUGAUGAGGGGUGCCCUGGCUACUGAUACACCCUAGCACUUUUUACAAAACUUUUUACUUAUACUUUCUGAGACAUGAAGGGGAAAAUGAAUUUGA
Messenger RNA from Condylura cristata (star-nosed mole), 2868 nucleotides. RefSeq names its product carbonic anhydrase VB, mitochondrial (gene CA5B). The transcript has 7 exons. Bases 50 to 1000 code for a protein of 316 amino acids. The record is from RefSeq and is a predicted model, not a curated record. Gene Ontology annotation, cellular component: mitochondrion; cytoplasm. Lineage: Eukaryota; Metazoa; Chordata; Mammalia; Eulipotyphla; Talpidae. Gene Ontology annotation, molecular function: carbonate dehydratase activity; zinc ion binding.